UCAUAGUGUCCACCAGGAAGAGAAAAUGUUUACAGUCUUUGAUUUUGUAAAAAAAAGAGGUAUACCAGUUUGUUUUGGAUUAUGACUAACACGUCAUAACCCGAGCAUACAUCGUUGUUGAUUUGCCCUUCUCAACAUGUACAGCGGACUUUUACCGAAAGGUCUGACCGAUGCAGAAAUGAGUUCAGACGAUGAAGACGACCAAGGUGUUGCAAAUCAAGAAAUAGCCGCAACUAACGUUCAACGUCCUGCAGUUGGACUUUCGCCUGGUCUUAAGCAAAAUUGUGUUACACUCGGAGACACAAGUUAUUCUUCUAUCCAGCCCUUCAUAGAAAAUGACCCGUGUUUGGACUCCUUACCCGGGAUUCCGAGGAGAUUUGGCAAAAAUUUAAAGAGCAACAGAAGAAAAAAAGAUGAGAUCAACACAAUGAAACUCCCCCAAAAAAGACAGCAGAGAAAAGGACGAUAUAAGAAAGAUGAUACAUCAGCAACUAAGAACAUGGAAUCAAACACUGAAAGCAGAGAACCUCAAGCGGAGCAUGAAAGGCAUUGGGAUGGGCUUACGCAGUACUUUGGCAUCAAUGAUAGAUUUCAACCUCCUGCCUGUAGCAAGCCUGCUCCCAAGGCUCCACUUGCUGUCUUUUUCCAAAUUCAUUUGGGGUCCAGCCUAGAAAAGAGCAUAGAGAGCGCCAUCGCUGAAGGGGACUUUGGGAAGGCGGAGGAGAUGAGCGACAGACUCGCCACUCGAGAGCAUUCCAGUCUUCCUGCUACGUGUUAAAAACGUCCCUGGGACAAACCGGGAACUAGACAACGGCCAGGGGACCAUGACACAACAUCCAAAGAACGUCCUAAAAACCAUCCCUGGGACAAAUCGGGAACUAGAUAAAACCUCCAGGGGAACAUGACACAAUGUCCCAAGAACAUUCAGGGGACCAUUGGACAAACCGGGAACUAUAAAAACGUCCCAAAGAGAACGUUCCCUUGGGACCAUCAUGCAACAUCCUAAGGAGUAGUAAAAUUAAAGUCCUGAGAAUGUCCUGACAUGGUCCUCAGUGACGUCCUGGGAACUUACAGGGAACUAGACAAAGGUCCCCCCAGAGAACGUUCCUUUGGGACUGUCACGCAAUGUUCUUAGAAUGUUUUUAGAAAGUCCAGUGGGAUAAUAAUCGCUUCGUAACCCUUGAGGGACCUAAUGGGAAUGUCGCCGCAUGUCUUCAGGACGUCCCCAGUUUGCUGGGCUUCACUCAAAUCAUUGUCAAGACUUGUUCUUAUCAACAUAAUAAUUUCUUUGUUUAACUUGCACCGAUAGGACAACCAAUAAUUGGAAAUAGAUUGAAUGGCAUCAAAGCAAUUUAGUGGACAGACUGCCUUAUGCUUCAUUGUCGCAGUAAUGCUUUUACAUGGCAUAAACAAGGUCAAGUUGAAGUAUAGCAAUCUGACUUUUCAGACUAGAAACCCAUUUUUCCUUUUUUCCUCCCUACCUCGAUUCUUCGAAAUUAGACUGAAAUUACAUAUGAGCUGCCUAAUCUGAUAUUUAUUCCAUUCUUAUAUAGCCCUGCUUUCCAAAGUUGACUAAGGCCACAUUAUUUAGGCAUUAAGGUAGUGUGAUAAGGGAAUUAGGCUGGUCAUUAAUCGUUUACACGUCAAAUGCAGCGGAGCAGCUCGGGGUGGUGAUUUAGCGAGGCAAAGCCACAUAGCCCCUGUUAAUCCACCUCUCACAUGUUUUAAUUGGAAGAGGCUUCCCUGGAUAGGACAUUUUAUGAAUGGGUUUAAGGCCAUUUCUUCCUUAAAGCCAUCAUUUAUUUCAUAUUGUUAAUACCAGCCUGAACACUUUAUUAAUAUAGAGAAGCAUUUGCGUUAAGUUGAAUCUUCUCUCCCUACCAUUAUCUUUUGAAGCUGCUGCUGUUGUUUGUAAUGUGUAUCUUGGAAUAUCCAAGGAUUCUGAGAAAUGCACAGAGUUAUCAGUAAAUCAUUGUGAUGACUAUGAACUCAUGUUGGUAAACUGGUUGAAAUACCUGCAUGAUCCCCAAUGUCUUGCAUACUUUGGAAGGGAUUCCAUUUGUGUCACUGACAGAAGCCACAUCCAUGCUGUCUAUGCAGUAGGCUGUGCCACAGCAUAGAAGUCAGCUCAAAGGGGACUAUGAUCGAUAACUUGCAUUAUCUCAAUACUAUAUUGUGUCAAUACAAUGGACAUGCCUUAUCACGGCCUUAUCUUUAACAUGGCCUGUGCUGAAGUGAGAUAUAUAAUAUAUAUAUAUAUAUAUAUAUAUAUAGCGAGGCCACAUAUUUGGGAGUCCACUUGAAUCUCUAUGACAACCCAACCAUGAGUGACAACAAAGUGGUACUAUUGAUUUAACUUUCCUAGUGGUUGUAAGCUACUGCAGCAGCGGCAGUAUAAUGCAGCAAAAAUCCGCUGCCUGCAAACCUUCCAAAGGUCACAGUAUUAAUCCUUUGAAUAAACCUUGUGUUAAAUGGAGGCUGUGCUCAGGACAGAAUUGAAAGAAAAGAAAAGGGUUUUGGGGAGAAGAAAAUUGAAGCUAUCGGACACUAAAUCUUCAUUUUAACAUUGGUCUUACGGAGACAUGGAAUAUGCUUGUAUGACUACUUUAAACAAAGAACACAUGAGGUUUUUGCGUCGAGUAGGCCCAUUUUUCUUUUCUAGCUUUGUAUUUUUAUUCUGGCAGCAAAUGUUUUCAUUUUUGCUGGCUUGUGAUUUGAAAGGAUUUGGCACUAAGACACACACAAGGGGAGGGGGAGGAAAAAAUCCUGAAAAGUGGAUCAAAAAGUAAAUGAAAAAUAAUGUCAUAUUACAGAAAAUAUGAGAGGCUAAUUUGUGCCGACUUUUUGCUAAUUUUGUUCUCGCCACAGAAAGAGGAGCCGUCACCUGCUCGGCGCCACAGCGCUGACAGUGCCAGUGAUCCAUGAAAUAAGCUGCCGCUGGCUUUGUUCAGAUAAGAAUGAACAAAUCUGCACAAUGUACUGCUCUCGGAAUCUCAUUUUCAUACUUGCAUGCAGGCUAAAAGAAAUAAGCUGUUUGCAGGCUUGAUUAAUCAGACAUUUGAGGGCUUUUUUUUGUCUCUUUGAUCUGUUCUGUCGCCUAGGUAACUUGGUUGACAUUAAUGUUGAGCCCCAGUAAAGACAAUCAGGGAUGUAGACUGCAUUGAUAAAAAAAGAAAAAAUGUAAAGACCUUUACCGCUUUAACCGCUCAGUGGCUGCAUUCAAAAGGGAAGAGGGGGGUAUGUGAGAGGGUUUUAAUUAUGUCAAAGUGUCAAUGUGUCGGUGUCUUUUUUUUGUUGGCGGGGGGUUUAGGAAGGCGUGGUUUCUAGACAUUUUGAAUUUCAAAUGCUCCCCACAGGAGAGCAGGUUAAUGUGGGUAAUCCUUGUGUUCAAAAAAAGAUACAUCUCUGGUUGUAAAGCUCAUGGAGCCAUUUAGCAUCUUCCAAUUUCAUUUGAUUUUCUCUCAAAACGAUGCCUCUUUUACCCAAUGACUUUAUUUUUUGGCAAAUGUGUGAACGCAGGAGAAUUGUCAACAAUUGAAUAAACCUUCAGAUGUAUGAUCCCAGCCUGCGCCACAUCCAAGCAAAAGCAUUUAGCACCUACACCACUUAAACAUGGUGCUCAAAAUGGCCUAGUGUUAUCUGCUGGCAAAUCUACUCCCAACAUGAGAAUGAUCACCCAUUGUAACUUUCCCUUUCUCCAGAGUUCUGCCUAGAAAACAUGAUUUAUGGGCCUUUAAACCUAUAAAAAAAUUGCAAGGAAUUAGAAAACUGUCAUAGUAUGUUAGCUUCAGGUUAUGCAGACGCUUUUACAAAUCUUCCAAGUGACUGUAUAGAUGAAUGCCUCGAGGGCCCAGCCGGAGCCCAGUACUUGCAGCCAGCUGAAGCCCUUAUCUCAAAUCCAAGCAAAGUACCAUUAAUCUUUUUGAAAGACCUUUAUGGCUUUUAAUGUAUCCCAAAUUAGAACAUUUUUUCACCCUUGGUUCCUGAAAUAUGGUGAUAAAAAGCCUUUAGAGUUAAAUGUUUCCUGGCUGCUUGCACUGUCCUGCUUAAUCCCAACAUUUUGUCUUUCUAAUAAAGUUUAUCCCACUUAAUUAUAUAUAUUUUUUAAAUUGACUAGCAUGUUUUUUUGUGUUGUUGAGAAAUGGUGGCACAUUUCUUCACUGCCUUUUUUUUUUUUUUUACUUUUUUUUUCUUUCCCCUGAUUGUACUCUAUGAGUGUUAGAUAAUUAUUUCUAAAGGUUUGGAGAUUUGUUCCAAGUGUGGAGUGACUGGAUGUUGCCUUCUGUUUCCUGUGCUUCUGUGUGACUGGGGUUAUUGGGAUUCUUCUGCUCAACAAUACAUGCACUUCCUCACAGAUAUUUGAACAAAACGUGUUUGCCACUUGCAAUCACGGUCAUUCCUUUUAACUUCUGAUUUAAAGAUCUGCACGUUUCAAAUCAAAUGUUUUCCUUUACUGUACAUCCAAACGAUGAAGUAAAUAUUAUGACAGUCAUGGUAAA
Messenger RNA from Salmo salar (Atlantic salmon), 4499 nucleotides. Lineage: Eukaryota; Metazoa; Chordata; Actinopteri; Salmoniformes; Salmonidae. The record is from RefSeq and is a predicted model, not a curated record.